Linum trigynum is the source of this 5566-nucleotide messenger RNA. The record is from the annotation of a GenBank genome assembly. Lineage: Eukaryota; Viridiplantae; Streptophyta; Magnoliopsida; Malpighiales; Linaceae.
CCAAUUCCGUACAUAAUUUUUUUUACAGAUAAGGGCGAUACAUGUUUAGGUUUAGAUACUAGUUAAAAGAUUAAAACCUGAGGCCUCAAAAUUGAUUUUUCCAAAUGAUAGAAGGCUAUUUUUCCGACCUAGAUAGGCCUAUCUAUUUGACAUGUGAGCCUCUUCUUCUUCUUUUCUUUUGUAUCAUAUUAAAGUAAGUAAACUCAUCACAUUACAGAUCUAGCUCAUAAGCCAUAACAUUGCAUCUGGCUCGAUCUCCUUGGACUAAGGUAAAGGGCUGUCACUGUCAGGACAGAUACAAAUAUUUUAUGGACCAAACUAAUAGUCUGUUGUAAUUAUAACGACAGCUGAAACAUGCAUGGAUCUAUCAACUGGACACUCGCCUUUAAUCACGACAGCAACCCAGCUGGAAAUGAACACAGAGGCGAAGAACAGCCCCACAGCCAGCUUCCAUAACUUGCUGAUCUUUUUGCAGCUGCAACAACGAAGUGACGCCGCGCACACCAAGCAAUUCUUACCCAGAAGAAGAAGAAGAAGAAGAAGAAGAAGAAGAAGAAGAAGAAGAAGAAGAAGAAGAAUGUCCCAGCAAUCAUAUGAAAGCUCAGAAGUUAAUUAAAGAUUAGCCAUUAUUAGGGUUUCCUUCAGUCUUCACGCUGUCAUAACGAUCCCGGAUCCAUGCAUCUUUCAGGUCCAAGACCAAGACUUCGUUUUAUUUUGUGGACAUAGUAGAAUUUGUAAUUAAGAGGCACUGGAGUUUUUCUGGGUUUCCCCCUAUUUAUAAAUCAUUAAAAAAUCAUACACGAAAUUUUGUUUGACAUGUUUUAUCAUUUUAUGAUUACCAGUGGCGGAAGAGAAAUUUGAGUGAGGGGCUAAAAGAUAUACAUUUGGGUGGUUUGAUUGAACCAUGGUCAUUGGUGAGGGGAGUUUGUGGCUUACCAACUAGUCUAUUUUUAGAAUUCGUUAUAUAUUUUUCAUGUAAAUUUACUUAUUUACGAAAAUUGACAGGGGCUAUAGCCCACAUUGGGCUCAACGUGGAUCCGCCACUAAUGAUUACAUUAGGAAAGUUUUUGGAUUUAAACUGAGAACAUUUGUGGAUUGACAUGAAAAGCAAAUUUGUUGAUAAAUUCUAAUCAUCCUCCUCCUCCUAUCAUAUAAGGAGGUUCUGCUUCGGAACCCAUCUCAUUCUCUUUUUCCAGCCUUCUGCGCAUAAUAAGGAUGAGCUUCUUUGUCUUUUCCUUUGUUUUUUUUUUUAUAUUCAGGACAUACAAGUCUUCGUUGGGGAUUUUAUGAGUUUAUAUAUGUAUGUAUGUGUGGAUUUUAAUUCAAAAUAAACUCGCCAACGGCAAAUAGCUACAAACUAAAUGGAAUUUAUAUAGGUGGGCAGAGUAAUCCAAAAUUCUGUGUGGUUACUUCGGGCUUGAAAUAAAUUCAGAGUAGGAUAAGGCUUAUAAUUAAUCUAUAUCGGAACACUAAUAUUCAGAGGUUCUCCACUACAUGUUUAAUUCUAAAUUUCCAACCUUUUGAGCGAUUUUGGAAAGGACAAUUUUUCCUUUUUAUAUAUAAAAAACCAACUUUGAGGGUAAAGUUUAUUCUCUUAAAUAAGAGCCACCUUGAUGCUACCCAAUCUUGAUAUUCUUGAACUAAUUGGAUUUCACACUAGAUAACACGUCAAUAACAAUCUUUCUUAUUAUGUUGAAAUGUUAAAAUGCAUCUUAAAUUAUUUUAUUCUGAUUAUUUUUAUGAUGAAAAAAACAAGAGAUCAAUCUCUUAUGGUUGCUUGAGAAAGGAUUUUUUUUAUACCCAAUAACCUCAUCCCCGCGUACCACAUUGUGACAGUGGGUACUACUAAAUUUGGGGGCCACCUGCAUUUAAUUUGACGCCAACGGGGCUUCGCCCCAGCAGCCUUGUACCUCCGGGAACACCAACAGGCCUCGCUUGGAUUCGAACCUGGGAUCUGCAACUCCCAAGCCUUCACUGUUGCGGCAGCUUUACCGUUAGGCUAUCUUACCUUUGGUCUUGAGAAAAGGAUUAUUCAAUAAAGAGCACAAAUGCAAUUUUUUUGCAAUUGCAUUGAUGUGGUUGCUCUUAAAAAUCAUGAAAGAACAAUACCUCCUCUCCCUCAUAUCAUAUUAAAUGAAGGAAUAAAAUAUUUACAAAAAAUGGAAUGAAGUUGAAGUUUUAUAUAAAGUUUAGUGAGUACAACAUCACAAAUUCCAUAACCCAAUUAACAUUUUCGAACAUAAUCAAUGAUAUCCAACAACAUUUGUGACUGGAAUGAGGUGAAUUCCUUUGUCAUGAAAAUGAUAUUUCAUAUGUGGUUACGUUUUGUCUUUUAAUUUGCUUCUCAAAACAUGUACAAAAAGAAACGCAUGUUGACGAUGAACAUAGUAGAUCGAGUUGAUGAUGGAGAUUCUUGACGGUAAAUAAGUGAUACCAGUCAUCUUGGAAUACGUUUAAUAUUGUCAUUAAAUUUAUCAUGAGUUUAUAUUCCCUUGCACGAGUCUUAUCGUUUUAAUUCCAAUCGGAACCUACGAAGACACUAAUUACAAUGUAUUAAUAUGUGUGAUGGAUGCUCUUUUUUUUUGUGCAAUUGAAUAUUUGACUUUCCGAAUAGUAAAAACUAAGAAACUACCUUAAAACCUUGGUCGAUUACUGUUGUUGCAUUGCAACCGCCCAACGGCCCGGGUUACAAUUUAGUUACAUUAGGAAAUAAUGUUAUGCCAAGAAUUCAAUUUAGCUACAUGAGUAAUCCAAAGAAUUCCGAUUAAGGAUCAAAUGUAUAAUUCUUUGUUACAAUAUAACUUUGUAUUAUUACAUCUAAACUUAUUACCUUUUAGUGAGUAUGACUGAGAUUAAAUAUUCUUUCCUAGUGUUUAACUCAGAAUUUUAAAUUGUUUAAUUUCACACACGUGACAUUAAUAACCAAUUAAUCAACCAAUGACUUGAAAUAGACAAAAUAACUAAUAUACUAAUUUUGAAACACAUCCAUUUCUCGUCCAUCCACAUUAUAGUAAACAAAACUCAACCAAGCCUCACCUACAACACCUCUCCUCCAUCCAAAUUAACUCACCACCACCCAUAAUUUUAGCUCCCAAAAAUAUCAAUUCUCUAAAUCAAGACAAUCCCAAAUCCCACUAUAAGAACCUCCCCAUCCCCUCCCACCAUUUCACCAGCCAUAGUGCACAAUAAUAAUAAAAAAAUAAAAAUAUAUUAAAUAAAAAAAAUAAAGAAGUCAUCCUUCUAUACCUCUCUCAAUUUUUUUUUUCCUUUUAUUCCUAAUCACCGGCAAGUUAUUCACUAGCUCGCCGGACAGACGGAUCUAAAAUAACAAAAAAUAUAUGAACUCAAUAUAAAAAAAAGGAAGAAGAAAAAAAAAAAAAAAAGAAGAAAAAAGAAACAAUUACAGUAUGGCAGCCAAAGUAAUAAUCCCAGUGGUGGGGCUCCUCCUUGUGGUGGGCAUCGUCAUCGGCGUCGUCUCCUCCGUCAACCGCGGCCCCAAAGACCCGGCCACCGGCGACGAGAACCUCACCCCUCACAUGAAGGCCGUCGACCAGAUUUGCCAGCCCACCAACUACAAAGAGGAGUGCGUGAAGAGCCUGAGCGGCGCCAACUCCACCGACCCAAAAGACCUCAUCAAGGCCGGCAUCCUCGCCAUCGCCGAGUCCCUCAAGAAGUCGUUCAACCUCAGCGACGACCUCGUCGCCAAGGCCGAGAAGGACAAGGACACCGCCCGCACCAAAACCGCCCUCUCCGACUGCAAGGAGCUCCUCCAGGACGCCUCCGACAAGCUCCAGGACAUCAUGGAGAAAGUCGGCGCCUCCGACCUCAGCACCAUCGCCAACCGCUCCGACGACUUCAGAAUCUGGAUCAGCUACGUCAUCAGUUACCAGGAAAUGUGCGUGGACGGGUUCGACCAGGACAGCACCGUCAGGACUGACGUCAGGGACAGUACGGAGGUGGGGAGCCAGUUGACCGACAAUGUGUUGACUAUCUUGGGCGGGAUUCAGCAGGUCCUCGGCUCGUUCGGAUUGAAGCUCAACCUGACCAGCUUGGCAUCCGGCGGCGGCGGCGGCGGGGAUCAAGAAGAGCAUCAUCGGAGGUUGUUGUCGCAGGACAACGGGUUCCCGUCGUGGAUGUCGGCGGCGGACAGGAAGCUGUUGCAAUCCACCCCUAAGAUGACGCCAAACGCGGUGGUGGCAAAGGACGGGAGCGGGCAGUACAAGACCAUCUCCGCCGCGCUGGCGGCUUACCCCAAGAACUUUCAGGGAAGGUAUGUGAUCUAUGUGAAGGCCGGAGUGUACGCCGAGCAAGCCACCGUCGGGAAAGGAAUGAAGAACGUGUACAUGUACGGCGACGGAGCUAGGAAGAGCAUUGUCACCGGUCAUUUGAGCUAUGCCAAGGAUGGCCUCGGCACCUGGAAGACCGCUUCCUUCAUCGUGGAAGCCGACGGGUUCAUCGCUCGGUCAAUGGGAUUCCAAAACACGGCCGGACCGGAAGGACACCAGGCCGUGGCGGUCCGCUCACUAUCCGACCAGUCCGCCUUCAUCAACUGCAGGCUGGACGGCUUCCAAGACACGCUGUGCUACCAAGGCGGCCGCCAGCUGUUCCGCAACUGCGUCUUAUCCGGAACCAUCGACUUCCUCUUCGGAUACGGCGCCGUCGUGGUGCAGAACUCGCUCAUCAUCGUCCGCCGCCCCAUGGCCAACCAGUUCAACACCGUCACCGCCGACGGGAAAAAGGAGAGAGGCCAGCCCACGGGGAUCGUGAUCCAGAACUGCCGGAUCGUCCCGGAGGCCAAACUGGUCCCCGACAGGUUCACGCUGAAGACGUACCUCGGCCGGCCGUGGAAGGACUUCGCCACCACGGUGGUGAUGGAGUCGGAGCUCGGCGACCUGAUCCAGCCCGACGGGUGGAAGCCGUGGGACGGGACCAUCUUCCUGGACACGUGUUUCUACGGGGAGUACGCGAACCGGGGCCCGGGUGCCAACACGGCGAGGAGGGUGACGUGGAAGGGCGUGCACAGCGUGCUGUCGAGAGCUGAGGCGAUGAGGUGGACCGUUGACUCGUUCCUCAAAGGGAGGGAAUGGGUUGCUAAUACGGGCGCUAAUGUUAUUUAUGGGCUUAAGGGUUAAAAAAGUUUGGGGAUCGCUUGUUGAUUUUUUAAGUUAAUUGGAAUGAUGAUUUGAUGACACAAAUUAUCCUACCCCCAUGCUAUGAACAAGAGGGUUCAUGAGUGAAAUUGGGGGGAAAAGAAAUGGAAAAAUGAACUAAUUUGAUAUUAAUUUAUAGUAAUUUUCAAUGUAAUUAGCCUCUCGGCUCUUUUUUGUUUUUUACAAUAAUGUUUUUUUUUUAUUAAUGAAAUAUGUAUCCAUUUUGGUAUCGCUAAUUAAUUAGUGUUUUCAGUUUUCACCCACAUUUUAGUUUUCUAAGUUCAUAAUGUAAUCAAAGAAAAUUAACUAAGAUUUGAACAAACAUUUAACUUAGUGAUAAUACUAUAUUCUUGAAUCUAAAAUCUCAUCGGGUUCAAAUCUCUCCAGUGUCGCACUUAUAAAAAAAAAGUAUAAUG